CUCACAGGCUGUGUCUGCAAACAUACAGAGGGAAAUUUCUCCAGGUUAACUGUCCAUCAGGUGGAUCCCAGUGAAACUGCUGACAUGAAACUCGGGUUGCUUGUUGUGGUGGCUGUGGCAGUUCUGCUGCCCAGCUUUACUGAGAGCCGGCUCGUCUCCAAAUGCGAGCUCAAAGACAAGCUCGCAAAUGCGAUUCGUCUGCCCAGGAGACUCGAGGAAAGCGUCUUGCCUAUAAUUGUCUGUGAAUUGGAGAGGAUCUCUCAUCUGAACACCAGCUUGGUCAAUGUGUUUGGCAAGCGCAUAACUACAACAUUAAAGCCAACAGUGGUCACAACCCCCUCCACAACAGCAGUCACCUUAACGACCACUGGAGGAACGACACUGACAAGCACCAACUCAGCAACCACUGACCUGACCAAAACUACUACAACUGCUACAGCUACUACUGCUACUUCUACUGCUACUACUACUGCUGCUGCUACUUCUACUGCUGCUACUUCUGCUGCUACUACUGCUGCUGCUACUUCUGCUGCUGCUACUACUGCUGCUACUUCUACUGCUGCUACUUCUACUGCUACUACUACUACUACUGUCACGAUUACUAGCUCCACCAGCACAAGUGGCAUGAAAAGAAGAAAGCGACAUGCUCACUCAAGCAGUGAGGAGGAGAUCGGGCAAAUUGGAGGAGAAAUGGAUGACAGCAGUGAGGAGGAUUCCAAAGAAAACACGAAGCCUCUGUCCCUCGGCCUCUACGGGCUCUUCCAGCUGUCUGACAGCCUUUUCUGUAAUUCGGGGCUUCGUCCAUCCAGAAAUAUUUGCCGUACCUCCUGCAACUCCUUCACUGACAAUAAUAUAGCUGAUGACAUUGCUUGUUUUAUCAACACUGGUUACUGGAGGAAUAUUGUGCAGAGAGCCUCUCGCUCAUGUCGUCGCACCUCUAAUCUCUUCAGAGAAUGUAAAUAAAUGGAUGUGCGAUCACAGUUUCUACCUGCAGGAUCACAACAAUUUCUUUAUCAGAUCCAUCUCCAGUGAUCUGUGAUUAAGGAACCGCAUGCUCCAUUAUCUACUUCACGUUAUGAAGCACUAUUUUCUUUCUUCGGUGGAGGAAUCUUUCAAUAAACAUUACUU
Oreochromis niloticus (Nile tilapia) is the source of this 1128-nucleotide messenger RNA. Its product is annotated as serine-rich adhesin for platelets. The record is from RefSeq and is a predicted model, not a curated record. Gene Ontology annotation, molecular function: lysozyme activity. The transcript has 5 exons. Lineage: Eukaryota; Metazoa; Chordata; Actinopteri; Cichliformes; Cichlidae. The coding region runs from base 85 to 963 and encodes 292 amino acids.